AUGGCGGCUAACGUAGUGCAAGCCCUGGCCGCUGUCCUCACACUGCUGGUGAUCACAAGAGCGCUAUGGUAUCUGCUUUGGAGGCCAUACGCUGUGGCCAGGUGGUUCGAGCAGCAGGGCAUCAGAGGUCCGCCUUACAAAUUCCUGGUUGGGUCCCUGCCCGACUGCCAAAGGAUGCUCGUUGCCGGGAGAGUCAAGGAUCUGGACACGAGCUCCCACGACUGCAUCACCACCGUGCAACCCUUCUUCCGGAAAUGGGCCUCACUGUAUGGAAAAACAUUCCUGUACUGGUUGGGACCGACACCAGCACUGUGUACUACAGACAUAGAAAUAGUGAAGAAAGUGUUAAGCGACAGGACAGACAUGUUCCAAAAAGAUUACUUGAAUCCCAGUUUGGAAGCAAUUCUAGGGAACGGGGUAAUAUUUGCAAACGGAUACGACUGGAAGCGGCGCCGCAAAUUCAUCCACCCGGCUUUCAGCCAAGAGAAGAUCAAGUCCAUGUCAGCAAUAACGUUGGAGUGCACACAGCAGAUGAUGGAACAGUGGCACACUCAAAUGCAGGAGAGCAACAUGCAGCAAGCCGAGAUCGACAUGAGGUACGACUCCGAUGACAUAGCAAUGCGUGUCAUAGCACGAGUGAUGCUGGGCAAGAACUACAGGGAGGCCUGGGAAGUGUUCAUGGCAGGAAGGGAGCAACUGAAGCUCGCCGCGUAUGCAUUUGCGGAUCCUCCAGUACCUGGAUUCAGGUACCUGCCGACACGUCGCAACCGUCGGACCUGGCAACUCGACAAGCUUGUGAGAAGCAAGAUUACAGAGAUCAUAAAGGCGCGGCUUGCUAGCAGUGUCUAUGGAGACGACCUGCUCGGGCAGAUGUUGUGGCUGCAGAGGUCGGGUGCUGGCGCCAACGCCGAGACCCUGAGCACGGAGGAGAUGGUCGGCGAGUGCAGGACCUUCUUCAUGGCUGGGUACGAAACCAGCGCCAACCUCAUUACCUGGGCCAUGUUCCUGCUCGCCAGCCACCCACGGUGGCAGGAGAUGGUCAGGGACGAGGUCGUCCAGGAGUUUCCUGCUCACAAGCCACCCUUAGGUGACGGCCUCGGCAAAUUGAAGCUGCUCAACAUGUUACUCUGGGAGACAUUGAGGCUCUAUGGCCCCCUAUCAUUCCUGCAGAGGAAGACAGCCUCAGACACAAUCCUCACACAUGUGAAGGUGCCGAAAGGAACGAUGAUAACGAUACCUCUGGUGAUGUUGCACCGGGACAAAGAGGUCUGGGGACCCGACGCCGACGAGUUUAACCCAAUGAGGUUCCAGAAUGGCUUCGCGAGAGCCGCCAAGCAUUCACAUGCACUGCUGGCCUUCUCGUAUGGGCCUAGGGUCUGUGUCGGGCAGAACUUUGCCAUGGUGGAGGUGCAGAUCGUCAUAGCGACGAUGCUCAAAAGUUUCUCCUUCUCCCUGUCCCCCACUUAUGUGCACAAGCCGAGCAAUUUCGUCACAUUGACGCCCAAGUACGGGCUCCCUCUCAUCGUGAGGAACCUGCAGCUGACUAGGUGA
Messenger RNA from Triticum turgidum subsp. durum (durum wheat), 1551 nucleotides. The record is from the annotation of a GenBank genome assembly. Lineage: Eukaryota; Viridiplantae; Streptophyta; Magnoliopsida; Poales; Poaceae.